This is a messenger RNA of Aspergillus oryzae RIB40, 480 nucleotides long. Its product is annotated as F-box protein. Gene Ontology annotation, molecular function: protein binding. Bases 1 to 480 code for a protein of 159 amino acids. The transcript has 3 exons. NCBI's taxonomy places the organism in Eukaryota, Fungi, Ascomycota, Eurotiomycetes, Eurotiales, Aspergillaceae. The record is from RefSeq and is a predicted model, not a curated record.
AUGGUUCUAUUUACUGAUCUGCCAAUUGAGAUUCAGCAUCGAAUCCUGUCAUUCUUGCAUGCUCACCGCGAUGUUGCCGCGCUCUCCAUACAAUGCCGCUCACUGCACGCCCUGUGCGACAUGCCCAUGCGCAAGAAGUACCGGCGACUGCGCAUCGACAGCAAAGACAAGAGCUUGAAUAAAGCAUUUGCGACCAGGAAAAGCAGCUGCUUCGCGCCGCGAUAUGUAAAGCAGGAUUCACAGGUUCAGAGACAGGUCGCAUUCUCAACAUGGUUAUGCAAACAGAGGCCGUCCUACUGGGAGCCGAGGCGUCUACAUCUCCCAGGCCUUGACUGCGCUCUUUAUCUCGGUUUCACCAGAACUAGAGUCAUUGGCAACGCCCCCGCCGUUCUUCAACUAUACUGGCUUUUACUUGCCCGAUCAAAGCCACGAUUUCGAAUCAGUCAACUACCCUCUGGAAAGGCUGCUUCGUCAGGUUAA